Messenger RNA from Magnolia sinica, 1370 nucleotides. RefSeq names its product chalcone synthase 2-like. Gene Ontology annotation, biological process: polyketide biosynthetic process. Gene Ontology annotation, molecular function: acyltransferase activity, transferring groups other than amino-acyl groups. Bases 85 to 1287 code for a protein of 400 amino acids. The record is from RefSeq and is a predicted model, not a curated record. The transcript has 2 exons. NCBI's taxonomy places the organism in Eukaryota, Viridiplantae, Streptophyta, Magnoliopsida, Magnoliales, Magnoliaceae.
AGCAUCACCGUCCAAGCUUCUUGGGCAGAGAAUUCUUAUAUUUUGGUGUAAACCAGUGUACAACAAGGCGUGCAAUCGAGAGCCAUGUCUACGGUGUCGAUCGACGCAAUCAGGAAGGCCCAGCGAGCAGAGGGCCCUGCAACGGUACUGGCCAUCGGCACAGCUACGCCAUCGAAUGAGGUGAUCCAAGCUGACUACCCGGACUACUAUUUCAGGGUCACAAAGAGCGAGCACAUGACCGAGCUCAAGGAGAAGUUCAAGCGAAUGUGUGAUAAAUCAAUGAUCCGAAAACGUUACAUGCACCUGACUGAGGAACUUCUCAAGGAGAAUCCCGACAUGUGUGCCUACAUGGCCCCCUCCCUCGAUGCCCGUCAGGACAUGGUCGUCGUCGAAGUUCCAAAGCUGGGAAAGGAGGCUGCGACAAAGGCCAUGAAGGAGUGGGGCCACCCCAAAUCUAAGAUCACCCACCUAAUCUUCUGCACCACGAGUGGCGUCGACAUGCCUGGUGCUGACUACCAGCUCACCAAGCUACUCGGUCUCCGUCCAUCUGUCAAACGCUACAUGAUGUAUCAACAAGGUUGCUUUGCUGGUGGUACGGUUCUCCGUCUUGCAAAGGACCUCGCUGAGAACAAUGCCGGUGCACGCGUUCUUGUUGUGUGCUCUGAGAUCACAGCCGUCACUUUCCGUGGCCCAUCUGACACACACCUUGAUAGCCUUGUAGGUCAGGCACUGUUUGGAGAUGGUGCAGCUGCAGUGAUCGUUGGAGCCGAUCCUAACUCCUCCGAGCGACCGCUCUUCCAACUUGUAUCGACCGCACAAACCAUACUACCUGAUUCAGAUGGUGCAAUUGAUGGGCACUUACGUGAGGUGGGCCUCACAUUCCACCUGCUCAAGGAUGUCCCCGGGCUCAUCUCAAAGAACAUCGAGAAGAGCCUAGUGGAGGCGUUUGAGCCACUCGGAAUCAACGACUGGAAUUCAAUCUUUUGGAUCGCGCACCCAGGUGGGCCAGCGAUCCUUGAUCAAGUCGAGGCGAAGCUGAAUCUGAAGGCAGAGAAGAUGCGGGCCACGAGGCACGUGUUAAGCGAGUAUGGGAAUAUGUCGAGCGCGUGUGUUCUGUUUAUUUUGGAUGAGAUGAGAAAGAAGUCUGCAGAGGAAGGGAAGGGGACGACUGGAGAAGGACUGGAUUGGGGUGUGCUGUUCGGGUUCGGGCCUGGUCUGACCGUUGAGACUGUGGUCUUGCAUAGCCUUCCUAUAACUGGGCCCACUAAGGUGGGAUUUCUGGCCUAAGUUGAAGGGGUCUGAUUUUGUUGGGUGAAGCAUUGAAAAUUAAAGAUAUUUUCUUACAAAUAGGUUGAAAUGGGAAAUGUGAU